AUGGCUUCGGGGGGAUCAACGAGGAGGUGGUGCCCGACGCCGGAGCAGGUGUUGCUGCUGGAGGAGAUGUACCGGAGCGGCGUCCGCACGCCCAACGCCGCCCAGAUCCAGCAAAUCACGGCCCGGCUCUCCUGCUACGGCAGGAUAGAGGGCAAGAACGUGUUCUACUGGUUCCAGAACCACAAGGCCCGGGAGAGGCAGAAGCUCCGGCGAAGGCUCAGCCGCCACUACCACCGCCUCCUCUGCUGCCAGCGCUCCUCCUUCUUCAAUCCACCUCCUUCUCUGAUCACUACCCAUCAUGCGCUGCAACAUUGUCCCACUCUUACUUCGACAUUCCUCAACCAGAUUGAUGAGUGGUGUUGCAGGAGGCAAAUAAUGGAGGGAUGA
Molecule: messenger RNA, 387 nt
Organism: Zingiber officinale
Lineage: Eukaryota; Viridiplantae; Streptophyta; Magnoliopsida; Zingiberales; Zingiberaceae
Product: putative WUSCHEL-related homeobox 2
Exons: 2
Coding region: 1-387 (128 amino acids)
Biological process (GO): plant organ development
Molecular function (GO): DNA binding; DNA-binding transcription factor activity
Source: RefSeq, a predicted model, not a curated record